CACGAUUUGUGAAACUGAAUCAUGUGGCUCAGUCAUUUAGCAUUGGUUUGAUCCUAAUGUAAGCACUUAUUGUUGACGAUGAUUAAGAGAGAAUCCGAAAUUCAAAUAUGAGUACUUGGGAACGCUCUGAAUCUUCUUCCUCACCUUCGGCACCGUCAUGGUUUUCUCACUUCUGGUCGUCGGCGCUACGGUCCAAACCACUAGCUUCGCCGUCGGAGACCGCAAUCCAUGCUUCCUCCGGCGAAGGUCUUGUCCGCCGUCUCAGUCUCUUUGAUCUCCUUCUUCUCGGCAUUGGAGCUUCUAUCGGCGCCGGAAUCUUUGUUGUUACCGGCACCGUCGCCCACGAUACCGGUCCAGGAGUUACUGUCAGCUUCAUAAUUGCAGGAGGAUCUUGCGUGCUCAAUGCUCUCUGUUAUGCUGAGUUAGCUUCACGCUUUCCAGCUGUUGUUGGGGGAGCAUACUUAUAUGCUUAUACAGCUUUCAAUGAGAUUAUUGCUUUCCUUGUAUUUUCACAGUUGAUGCUUGAUUAUCAUAUUGGUGCAGCUAGCAUAGCUCGCAGUUUAGCAAGUUAUGUGAUUACUGCACUAGAGCUCAUUCCCUUCCUCAAUAACAACAUCCCAAGUUGGGUUGGACAUGGCAGUGAAGAAAUAUAUGGUGCAUUUUCUUUUAAUUUAUUAGCUCCAAUUCUCCUAGUGCUUCUGACAAUUGUUCUAUGUCGAGGUGUUGGAGAAUCUUCAAUAUUAAAUUCAGUGAUGACAGUGACUAAGGUAGUCAUUGUUAUUUUUAUAAUCAUUGUUGGAGUUUUUGAGGUUGAUGUUUCAAAUUGGAGUCCUUUUGCUCCUAAUGGAUUUGAAUCUGUACUGACUGGAGCAACUGUAGUAUUCUUUGCGUAUGUUGGGUUUGAUGCAGUUGCUAAUUCUGCGGAAGAGUCUAAAAGCCCACAAAGAGACUUGCCGUUGGGCAUAAUCGGGAGCCUGCUUAUUUGUAUUGCAUUAUAUGUUGGAGUCUGCUUGGUGCUCACUGGGAUGCUUCCAUACAAGUCACUUGGUGGGGAUGCUCCCCUGGCUGAUGCUUUUACAUCAAAGGGCUUGCAAUAUGUGUCUGUAUUAAUUAGCAUUGGCGCUAUUGCUGGACUUACUACCACUCUCCUGGUUGGGCUUUAUGUACAGUCCCGUCUAUAUCUUGGCCUUGGAAGAGACGGUUUGUUACCAUCACUGUUUGGUGAAGUACAUCAAACUCGACACACUCCUGUUCAUUCACAAAUUUGGGUUGGAAUUGUUGCCAGUGUCUUAGCAGGAUGCUUUAAUGUGCACAUUCUCUCGCACAUUCUCUCAGUAGGAACCCUGACAGGAUAUUCUGUUGUUUCAGCAUGUGUUGUGACUCUUCGCUGGAAGGAUAAGACUGCCUGUCAGGUGUUUGGCAAGUCUAUUUCUAGCAGGGCAGAAGGCCUCAUGUGCCUCAUUACAGUUGUCUGUUGCGGGUUUGCUGCAGGAGUCUUUUACCGUUUUGGAGCUUCACUUAUAUUCGUGAUCAUAGCUGUAUUUAUUGCAAUCUUGGCAGCUGCUGCUCUUCAUUUCCGUCAAGUUAAUACUAGUACACCAGGAUUUUCUUGCCCAGGAGUCCCCAUUCUGCCUACGGUUUGCAUCUUCAUCAAUAUUUUUCUGUUUGCCCAGUUGCAUUAUGAAGCAUGGGUGAGAUUUGUUGUUCUCAGCAUUGUUACAGUUGGGAUGUAUGCAGUAUACGGGCAAUAUCAUGCCAAUCCUCUAAGUUCAAACACAUUAAUCAUUUACCAAAAAGCACCUACAGAAGCUGAUUAAUGAAACCUCCUAAUGGUUCUUACUGAACCUAGACUAUAAUUUUAUCAACUGUAAGUAUCUUGACGCUUUUCUUUCCAAUAAAAGCUACACACAAUUGUAUUCGUCAGGAGUUGUUGUAUCAUGGUGCGUAUAUAUGUAAAGUUAUUUUGUAAUCUUACAACUUAGUGUUGUAGUUGAAAGCCUGGUGCUGUUUUGAAUAACUACACUGUAAUUGUACAACACCAUUUCCCUGGUGGAUUUCAAUAGAACUUUGUUGUUUACUCAUAAAAAAA
Molecule: messenger RNA, 2089 nt
Organism: Solanum lycopersicum (tomato)
Lineage: Eukaryota; Viridiplantae; Streptophyta; Magnoliopsida; Solanales; Solanaceae
Product: cationic amino acid transporter 9, chloroplastic
Biological process (GO): amino acid transport; transmembrane transport
Cellular component (GO): membrane
Molecular function (GO): amino acid transmembrane transporter activity
Source: RefSeq, a predicted model, not a curated record